CAGAGGAGCAGCUGGCCUGUCCGAGGCCAGAGGCUGGGCUCAGCGGCCGAAGUGGAGCACCGGCGGCUGGCCCCGAGGGAGACGCUGCCGAAAGAAGGUGAUGUGAAUGGGUUGUAAGAACCAGACGAGAUGGAUGGAGAGCUGCCCUGCACUGAGGUGGAUGGAGAAGUGUCCUCUGCCACAGAAGAUCUGGGAGGAGAGGUGCCCUGUGCGGAGACCAACACAAAAGAAGAGGCACCCUGUGCUGAGAUCAGCGUGGAAGGAGACAUGCCCGGCACUGACAGUGAUGAGGAAGGGGAAAUGCCCUGUGCUGAGAGUGACGCAAAAGGAGAGGCAUCUUGCUAUGAGAGUGAUGGGGAAGAAGUACCAGAUACUGAAAUCCCUGCUGUUUCAAAGAAAAUGUCUUCUAUUUCUUCUCCGUUGAGGGCAAUCAUCCGCCUGCGACGACAAUACGGGGUGCAAAAGAAAAGCCGCCUGCAUUUAGAGCUCCCUCGAGAAAAGUCUUCAGAGCUUGUCCAUAGAAGGCUGCUUCAAAGGCAGCUUUCCCUGAACCGAACUAGCCUGUAUGGCCCUUCCAUGUCCUUCUUUAAUCAGACCAGCUUUGAAACUUCCCAGUACUUCACCUUUGACACAUCUGUGGAGCAGUGUUCUAUGAAAAAAUGCAGGCGGAAAAAGAAUCGACGGAAAUCUAGGAUAGUCCUGUAUCCAGACAAAACAAAAAGAUACCUUCCAACAGAGGAGAAGAGCAAAGCAAAACGCUGCCUCCUCUUGCUCAUUGUCAUUAUCUUCUUUCAGAUUCUCAAUGCAAUAGAGAACCUGGAUGAUAACCUCCAAAAAUACGACCUAGAUGGUUUGGAGAAAACAAUGCACCGGGAAGUAUUUGGGCAGAAAGUUGCUGUGGAAAGUAUUAUGGAAUUACUGAAAGACUAUCUGGCUACCCACAUACACAACAAACCUCUAGUAAUCUCUUUAAAUGGCCCGACAGGAGUUGGGAAGAGUCAUGUUGGCUGGCUGCUGGCUAAACAUUUUCGUUCUGUCAUGGACAACGACUUUGUGCUUCAGUACUUUGUUAUGCAUCACUGCCCCAACGAGGUGGCUCCUCUUACUUGUGAAAUAGAUUUGUCUAAGAAGAUUUCUGACAUGGUUACAAGAGCUGAAAUAGAAGAGAAGAUACCAUUGUUUAUUCUGGAUGAGGUUGAACUCAUGUCUCCAGUCCUGCUGGAUACUCUCAGCCGAUUCUUUGAACCCAAUCAAACCAAUGAGUUCCUCAAUGCUGUCUACAUUUUAAUAAGCAACAUAGGAGGUGGUGAAAUAACCAAGUUUGUUAUCCAGAAUGCAUCUGCUGAGCUUCUGCAUCAGCAAAGGGGACUUGAAGAACUGCUGAGCAUCAUCCAGCCUGUACUGAUUGAUGUCCACCCCCUCUGGAAAUCUGCGGACAUCAUCCCAUUUGUUCUUCUGGAGAAAAGUCACGUCAUAAACUGCUUCCUAGAGGAGAUGAGGAGGGAAGGGCUGUAUCCUGACCAGAAGCAUAUUGAAAAUUUAGCGAGUCAGCUCAGUUACUACACUACAGGGGACAAGCAGUACUCCAGGAUGGGCUGCAAGCAGGUUGUGGCCAAAGUCAACCUGCUGUAGUGACUUACUGCAGAGGCCAAUUCCUGCUCUCAGGAUUUGCAAAAUUCUGGGCUUAUGGAGGAGUAUGUUACACCAGGCUGUGGUCAAGGUGUCCUUUCUUAGGCCUGCACUGACUCUGUCCUGGUCAAGGUGGAGGGAUGGCAGCUGGGGCUGCUCUGGAACAUGGUCUCUGUUCUCCUCCAGAUGCUUCACAUGUUCCUAAUGUUCUGUGAAUAAGGCACAGGCAACAAAGCCCAAGCAACCAGCCAUUAAUUGUGAGAUGCUUUGUUCCUCACAUGCUCAUUUGGGACACUUUGUCAUUAAGGAGUUGUGAGAUGAGGACAGACGCUGCGGCAUAUAAACAAGAGGAGAAAUAGUAACUGGGUUACUGUCCCUGCAGUACACGUAGCCAUGGCUCACCCUUUGCAGUCUUCAACUCUUUGCUUUUCUUGGUCCUGGCUGGUGAUGUGCAGAGCAGAAGCCAUGCUGGACACCUGGGAGAAUUGAGAGAAUUUGUGGCUCCUCAUCCCCCAAAUGCACGGGCAGUCAGAACUCCGACUUCCCCAUCUCCUACGUGACCACGCGCUCUGGAGACUGCUUUUUGGACCCAUUCCCGAGUUCUUGCUCUUCUGAGCUCAUACCUGAGCUCACCUUUGGCACCUCCAUUGAGAUUUCUGCCCUACAAGUCUGUUUGGGCUCGUCUUGAAGACUGCUCAGCUGCGCCAGCCAGUGCAGAAAUAACCACUGGAUUGUUUCAGGUCUGGUGGUGGCAACUCCUCCUGCGAGCUCUUCUGCUUUUUGCUUCUGGGUACACUUCACCACACUCAUUAUCUAGACAGCACAAAAUAGCAGCUGGCAUGUAUUAAGCAACACACACUGGCAAAGGCAGUUUAGGCUGGCUGGGCCGGGUGCAGUGGGAGUCCUCAGCUUGCUCCCAGUCCUGUGAGGCCAAGGAGAGGUUCUUUGCCAUUGAGACCCUGGAGAGAGCAUGCUGCCUGGAAGCACCUCAGGAAAAGCACAUGUCCUUGU
Messenger RNA from Haliaeetus leucocephalus (bald eagle), 2640 nucleotides. It is a transcript of the gene TOR4A, whose product is annotated as torsin family 4, member A. The record is from RefSeq and is a predicted model, not a curated record. Gene Ontology annotation, biological process: negative regulation of apoptotic process. Gene Ontology annotation, molecular function: ATP binding; ATP hydrolysis activity. Lineage: Eukaryota; Metazoa; Chordata; Aves; Accipitriformes; Accipitridae. The coding region runs from base 130 to 1632 and encodes 500 amino acids. The transcript is spliced from 2 exons. Gene Ontology annotation, cellular component: endoplasmic reticulum lumen; nuclear envelope.